GAGUACAAGAUGUCUGGCACCGACGACGAAUUGGAUUCCGACACAGAAGCUGGAGACAUAAGAGUUGGAUGGAUCUACCGUUUGAGGAAACAGGAACUAAUCAGUGACUUGAAGAGAUUUGGACUCUCCACCGAAGUUGGAACAACUCCGGAAAUAACCAACACGGAGUCUACGAUGACGGCUUUCACGACGACCUAUGUUCCGAACGUAUUCUCCUUCAACGUACCGCCCCAAGCCGGAACUGUUCCCAGAGGGUACACCGGAAUCAACACCUCCACAACCCAGGUUGAAGGAUGGUAUACGAGACGACCUGCCACCGAAAUGCCACAGCCGACGUUCACGUACCCCGCUCCUAGACUAUCGUCGUUAGAAACACAACCAGUGAUUAAUCCGGUAGCUCACCUGGAUUUUGUGAAUCAAAUCCGGAAGUGGAACGUUACUUUCGAUGGUAAGAAUGAUGCAGUUUCUUUCCUAGAACGUGUUGAGGAACUGGCCGAAGAAUACAUGAUACCGAAGAACCAUCUAGUACGGGCAUUACCGGAAUUACUCCGGAAUCAAGCAAUCCUGUGGUACCGGAAUCAGAAAAGCGACAUUCACUCUUGGAACGAUUUCGUCAGGGUUUUCAGAGCAUUUUAUUUUCCUCGAGAGUACCGUGAGGGCCUUGAAGAAGAAAUCUUCCGGAGGGUGCAGAGACCGCAGGAGAAUGGCCGUGACUUCGUAAUCCAGUUGCAAACUCUGAUCCGGCGACACGGAGGAUGGACAAGGGACCAAGAACUGAAUUGUAUAUACAAACACUUGCUCCCAGAGUACCGACAAUACAUACGCAAAAACGACGUCCGCUCCGUAAUGGAAUUAUUGGACCAAAUCCAGGAAUACGAAGGGUUGACUCAGGAAAUAAGACGGUCGAAAUCAGACGUGAAGAGCUGCAUGAGUACCACAUCAAAUUGGACAAAGGCAAAGCCCGGAUUUUCGAUGAGCACUCCGCAACAAACGUCAUUACAAAGACCAAAACCGGCACCAAGACCCACAUGGAGCUCGAACAGCAACAAACAGUCUGAUUUAGAAAGGUUAUGUUGGAGAUGCGGUCAAAAGGGCCACACACGCCUACAAUGCCGACAACCAGCAAUACUGUUCUGCUCAAGAUGUGGACGCCAAGGGGCAAAAUCGAUCGAGUGUCCCUGCCCCUUUAAACCGGGAAAUUCAAAGGGGACUGCACCCGAAAAGGCUCCGACCAGUCCCCGGAACUAGGAG
Messenger RNA from Tribolium castaneum (red flour beetle), 1251 nucleotides. RefSeq lists its product as uncharacterized. NCBI's taxonomy places the organism in Eukaryota, Metazoa, Arthropoda, Insecta, Coleoptera, Tenebrionidae. Gene Ontology annotation, molecular function: nucleic acid binding; zinc ion binding. The record is from RefSeq and is a predicted model, not a curated record. Bases 10 to 1248 code for a protein of 412 amino acids. The transcript is spliced from 2 exons.